CCCUCUCUCCCUCUGUGUUUUUCUCCAGAGACCUCCAGUUUUUGAACACCACAGUGUUCUUACCUACUGGCCCUCCACCCCACACACACGAACAGAGAGAAGCGCAGGAGCCAUGUCUCUUCUACGUGUUCCCCUGUUGGCUGUACUGGUCACUGUGGCCCUGUGCCAGUAUUCUGAUUACGACUACGAGCCUGUUUCCAUGCUGGGACCAUCAGGGCCCAACUGUAAUCGUGAAUGCGAGUGCCCCAUCCUCUUCCCCUCUGCCAUGUAUUGUGACAGCCGCAAGCUCAAGUCUGUUCCCGUAGUCCCAACAGGGAUCAAGUACCUGUACCUCCAGAACAACCAGAUUGAAGAGAUCACUGCAGGAGUGUUUGAUAACGUUACUGCUGAACUUCGCUGGCUUGUUCUUGACAACAACCAGAUCACCAAUGCUAAAAUAGCAAAGGGAACAAUCGACAAACUCACUGCCCUGGAGAAGCUAUUCUUCAGCUACAACAACCUCACAGAGCCAGUCAUCCCUCCCUCAAAGUCCCUCGAUGAGCUGAAGAUAAUGGACAACAAGUUGUCCAAGUUCCCCUCUGGACUUCUGAACGACAAAGAAAAUUUGACUUCCAUCAACCUUCAGCACAAUCAGCUCACCUCUGAUUCCCUCAGUGGGGCAUUCAAAGGGCUGAAGAAGCUGCUGUCCCUGGAUGUGAGCCACAACAAGCUGAAGAAGCUGCCGGCCGGUGUCCCCAGUUCACUGGAAAUCCUCUAUGCUGACUACAACGACAUUGACAGUGUUGGAGCCGGAUACCUGAACAAGCUGCCCGCGCUGCAGUACCUAAGGAUCUCCCACAACAAGCUGGCGGACGGUGGGAUCCCUGCUGGAGUUUUCAAUGUAUCAUCACUGGUGGAGCUGGACCUGUCGUUCAACAGGCUGCAGUCCAUCCCUGAGAUCAACCUGCAUCUGGAGCAACUCUACCUUCAGGCCAACGAGAUCAACAAGAUCGACAUGUCAAGUUUCUGCAAGUUCACUGAUAUAAACACCUUUUCCCAUCUGAAGCAUCUGCGUCUGGACGCCAACAACAUCACACACAGCAACAUGCCCCUUGAGUCUGUCAUGUGCCUGCGCCAAGCUCAAGAUAUCAUGUUUGAAUAAGGACCUCCCUCCAAUCUAUGGCCUUUCCCUGACCCCUCUGUACGAUCAUGACAGCUCAUCCCCUGUGGAUUUAAAUGUCAUAAUAUCCCAACUUUUGAAUUACGGACGUAGAUGUGAUUAAAAUCCAGGGUAUCAUAUGAUAUCUUUAUCAAUUAAAUACAAACAAAUCUUCAACAAAUCUAAAGUUGGGUAAAUUGGAAACAUUUUGAAAAGGUUUUGGUAACAUAUCUUGCAAAAAGUCAACUUCAGUCAGCAUCAAGCAAGUAAAUACAAAUGAAUAUUCAUGUUGAAAUAAAAAUAAAAAUAAAUAAAAUUACAAUAAACAAUAUAAAAAGUAAAUUAAAAAAAGUUCUAUAAAAAGAAAUCAAUGUGUAUGCUUUGAUAUAAAAAAGAACACACACUUUAAACAUUCCUAACUUGUGAUUGAAUACAGAUAUAACGGAGUAAGCAGCAGCUUAAGUUCUCCAAAGUCUCGUUUCAGAUGUUGCGUCACUUUGUUGUCUGUCUUGUAUGUUCCAGUGUUUAGCAUGUAGAAUAUAAUAUGGGUACAAUGAUGAAUCCAUUGCUGUGCAAAGGACCAGCUAUAAUAAGGAUUGCAUACUCAGUGUUUAAUGCCUUUGUGAGAAAAGAUGAUCAAAUUGUAAAAUAGUUGCAGUUGAAUUUUCAGUAUCUUACAUGAUUUUUUGAUUCCAGCGUUAAUUCCUUGUCUGUCAAUAUUUACCCACUUGAAACUCCAUACCUAUAUUCUAAUGAGUCCCAGUGAUUGACUCCAUUGAUAAUCAUUCCUGUAGUGAAAUGAAAAUGUCCAUUGUCUUUAGGGAAUCACUUCAAGCCCUAAACUACAGCAGGAUUUACAUGUUCCUGGUGUUAGGAAAUAGAAUGAAUGACACAAGUAACACUGGUGUUAUCCUCAAAAAUACUUCCUCUGACUGAAUGUCUCUUUGUUUUUCAGAACUCAUGAGUCAAAUUUUUUCUUUAUGUGACUUUAAUUCCUCUCUGUCCCCUGUCAUGCACAUCGCUGCUUUGUAUACUACAUUUGCAUUACUUGCAUGCAUCCCAUGGUACCAUUCUUUGAUAAUAAACUACAGCUUUUGCAGUUAAGGUGUUUUGAAGUUGAUAAAUGCUUUUUUUAAAGAAGAACAAUACAAAGUCAACUUGGCAGCGCGGUCAUGUUGAUUGAAUUCAUGUUCUGAGAAAAUGACAUUUUGUUCAGGUUUGUCUUUUCAUCGUGAUUUCUCAUGUGGCCUUUGACUCGGUUACUGCUCUUGGAUUUUCUGUGAGGAAACCAAACACAGUUGAAUAAACUAUGUUUCCAAAA
Messenger RNA from Paralichthys olivaceus (Japanese flounder), 2459 nucleotides. It is a transcript of the gene lum, whose product is annotated as lumican. The record is from RefSeq and is a predicted model, not a curated record. Gene Ontology annotation, molecular function: protein binding. Lineage: Eukaryota; Metazoa; Chordata; Actinopteri; Pleuronectiformes; Paralichthyidae.